AGAGUCAUUCCGAGAGAGAUUCCAAGCAGUUCUCCAUGGGUCAAGCAAAGCCCGUGAUCGAACAGCCGUAAAGCAAAAAAGUCCAGCUCCUCCCGGUAUUCAAGCAAUCUCUGCUUUUUUCUCUCUCUCUAGGUUUUGGAGAAGCUUAAGCCUAAAGGAAUGGAAGAGGAGGUCGUUUCGAAGGGGACGGCAGUGGUGGCCUGUACCGCCAUGACCUUGUCCUACGUUGCGAUUCUCUACGCUCCUACUUUGAUCCUCCGCCUCCCACCUCCUCCCUCAUUCAACAUCUUCAUGAUCCGACGCUUCGUAUGUGCCGCUAUCUCCUCAAUUGUUUCACUCCUCAUCUGCGCCCUCAUCCUCCCCAUAAGAAGGAAGGAGGCAUCGGUUCUACUCGGUGUUUACGGAAUCCAAGUGGAUCAUAUUGUCAGUUGGCAAGCUGUGGUGUUUCCUGUUUUCUUGACUUCUUUAAUGUAUGCCGGAUCUUUGGUGCUCAAGUCUCUGGUAUUGGUGGAAUCGUGGAGGGACAAUGUUCAUCACAAUGAAGGUGUUUCCGUUGAGUGUAUCAAAAUCAUCGUACAAAAGUUGAUUGCGUCGAUAGUUUCAGUUACUUCCAAUGUUCUGGCUUGGCGUAAUUUUGUUGUGGCACCACUUACCGAGGAGCUGGUUUUUAGAGCAUGCAUGAUACCUCUACUUCUAUGUGGAGGAUUUAAACCAUACACUGUCAUAUAUCUCUGUCCAAUUUUCUUCAGCUUGGCACAUCUAAACCAUUUAAUGGAGUUCUACAGCAAGCAAAACUAUAGCUGGGCCAAAACUUCCAUGGUUGUAGGACUCCAGCUUGGCUACACGGUAAUAUUUGGGUCAUAUGCAUCUUUCCUCUUCAUUCGAACUGGACAUCUGAUAGCUCCUUUAGUUGCUCAUAUGUUUUGCAAUUUUAUGGGACUGCCAGUGCUGUUUUCACGGAGGAAUGGUAUGGUAAGCAUAGCAUUUGUUGCAGGAAUGGUUGGCUUCCUCUCACUUCUUUUUCCAAUGACACGCCCAGAUCUGUAUAAUUAUAGAUCUAAUAAUUGCCAAUGUUGGCAUGGAUAUUGUUCUUGGAGCUGAUUCUGUGGCAUUUUUCGAAGUAGCUUUUGUUUUUAAGGAAGAAAAGGAAAAGAAAAGCGAAAGUGAUGCAAUCUUUGUGGUAAUUGACCUUUACUUCGCUAUGAAUCGGGGAAGUUAGAUCUAAAGUGGCAGUUUCCGAUAUAGAUUUCCAAGGAUUCUUAUUAUGGCUCCUUCGUAGAGGUUGGAGAGAAUGCAUUUCAUGAGCUAUUACAAAAAUAGAGUUAACAAACAUGUGAAAGAAAGGUUGAAAGCAUUCUCAUAUCUCGCAAUCUGUAAAAUAGUGAUUUUACUCGUAUUUUAUACACAUUCUUUGAGGUCGAAGAGAAAUUUUUUUACCUCUUUAGUCCCGAAUAAAUUGGAGAAGCAUAGAAGAUUUUAGGGAGAAGUGCACAUUUCAUCUUUUAACUAGUGGCUGUUUUGUGCUUUGCAUCUUAAACUAUGAACAGCAACUAUAAACUUUAAAAGAGUUGUAUCGUGCAUCUUCUGAUAAGAUCCGAUGGUUUAGAAUCUUUA
Carya illinoinensis is the source of this 1614-nucleotide messenger RNA. RefSeq names its product CAAX prenyl protease 2. Gene Ontology annotation, cellular component: endoplasmic reticulum membrane. The record is from RefSeq and is a predicted model, not a curated record. Gene Ontology annotation, biological process: CAAX-box protein processing. Gene Ontology annotation, molecular function: metalloendopeptidase activity. The transcript is spliced from 9 exons. Bases 160 to 1101 code for a protein of 313 amino acids. Lineage: Eukaryota; Viridiplantae; Streptophyta; Magnoliopsida; Fagales; Juglandaceae.